Molecule: messenger RNA, 1137 nt
Organism: Homalodisca vitripennis (glassy-winged sharpshooter)
Lineage: Eukaryota; Metazoa; Arthropoda; Insecta; Hemiptera; Cicadellidae
Product: glycine-rich cell wall structural protein-like
Exons: 2
Coding region: 139-1056 (305 amino acids)
Source: RefSeq, a predicted model, not a curated record
CUGACUGUCCCUCCACCUGAGCCUCUGACUAAGCACUCAUCACAUCUAUCCUCCGGCUAAUCUUACCUUUCAUCGGACUCAUUAACGGUACAUCACUAGUUUCUUGCCCAUUUUCCCGUUGGUGAUCCAACUGUCACCAUGCUGUCUGUCCUCGUUUCGCUGACUGUUUGUGUAACCCUCAUUCAAACCCAGGAUGCAGGUUUUCUGGUACGCCAUCGAAGACGGCCUCAGGGUUUCGGUUUCGGAGGAAGUAACUCAUUCAGUGUAUCGACCAAUUUUGGAGGAAAUUUCGGUAAUAACUGGCCCGGCUACUCAGGAGGAUUUGGAGGCUCUGCAUCUACUGCGUCUGCCGGGUCAACAUCAGGAAGUGGGGGAGUUGGAGGAAGUGGAGUAGGAGGUGCAGGAUCUACAGCGUCCGCAGGAUCCAUUGCUGGAGCUGGGAGCGGAGUGGGAGCCGGUUUGGGGGGAGGAGCAGCAGGUGCUGCUUCAGGAGCUUCAUCUUUUGGAGGAGGGUUUUCUAACUAUCCUACAGUUCCUGGAGUACCAGGUUAUAACGGAAUUUAUAAUGGAUUUGGCGGAGCUGGUGCUACAUCUAAUGCAGCUAGUGGAACAUUUGGAGGUUCUGGAACAGGAGGAGUUGGAAUAUCUGGAUCCGGAGCAUCAGCGAAUGCUGGUUCUGGAAGUCUAGGAGCAUCUGGAACAGGAGGGUUUGGAAUUUCGGGUGCUUCCGCUACAGCAGGAACAUCGGCAAUUGGUUCCACUGGAAAUGUUGGUGGAUCUGGAAGUUUUGGAGCGUCUGGAUCAUUGGCUUCAUCAGGAGCUAACUCUUUGGGAACUGGUGGAGCUGGUUUUGGCGGAGCGGGAGCUACUUCGUCUGCAGGAUCCUUUGGGGGAGCCGUUGGUGGAGGAAAUUCAGGUGGAAGUUUUGGAGGGUCAUCUGCCAACGCUGGAUCUGGGUCAUUUGGAGUCGGAAGUCGUCCUGGCUGGGGAGGUGGAUUCGGGGGAGGUUACUCCUCAGCAUCGUCAUAUAGUGGGUCUGGGGGAUAUUACGGGUAGAGGAAACAUGACUGAAUAAUGCUAGACUUUCUUGAUAAACAAACAAAAGUAUUUUACGAGUAAUAUACUAUUUAGUUGUAA